Molecule: messenger RNA, 2761 nt
Organism: Colletotrichum scovillei
Lineage: Eukaryota; Fungi; Ascomycota; Sordariomycetes; Glomerellales; Glomerellaceae
Product: WD domain-containing protein
Exons: 4
Coding region: 287-2707 (806 amino acids)
Biological process (GO): proteasome-mediated ubiquitin-dependent protein catabolic process
Cellular component (GO): nucleus
Molecular function (GO): protein-macromolecule adaptor activity; protein binding
Source: RefSeq, a predicted model, not a curated record
CGCGCACCGCGACGUUGUCGCGUAGAGAGCUGCGCUAGGGUCAAGAGGGAGUCUCGAUCGGGCAAGUAAGACGUCAAGAGCUUUACCUACCUACCACAAUUAGAUACCUUGCUUCAACCUUGACUGCUCAAACUCGGCCAUCACCACCCCGCCUGCCGGACCACACGCUCUCUUUCUCUGUGUUCAAAGACGUUUCUGUCUGUCGUCUGUUUCUUUUAUACUAUUAGGUAGCCAUUGAGUCUAAAGCCGAAUCGUCAUCGUCACCACCACCACCACCCCCAGCGUCAUGGUCUAUCACGGCGGCAUGGCCAGUCCGCCACCGAGCGAUGGCCUCGUUCCGGCAUCGUCUCCCACCCUCCCUUCCUCCCCGCCGUCACGGAUGUCUCGAAAGGAAAAGAAGAAGUCUAUCCUGACUCCCCGGAAGUUUCGUCGUUUCUUCACCCCUCGCGGGAUGCCCUCACAGAUAUCUCGGGAAAGACCAGCCCUUGGCGAGCUACGCAGUCCGGCACUCAACGUUCAACCGACACCUCCACGAUCCAGCCCCCGCUUCAACGAACCGAUAUCACCUACUUCGAAUCACAGCAGCAGUGCGCUUUCUCCUUUUGGUAGCGAAGAUGGCCCGAGGAAGCGGAAGCGGAGCGUCGUCAACGCUAUACCCAUGAAGUUGCCACAGUCAAGCCGCAGCUCAGACACGAAGCGUUCAAGGACCCAGCCUGAGGAUCUGGAGGAAGACUAUCCUCUCGGCCGAAGUCCUAUCGCGAGAUCACCGCUGCACCAAAAUGAGAAUGCUCGUUCCGAGGACCAUCCCAUGGGUUCUCCUGAGAUACUCUCCCCCUCGGCUAGUCGAACGGCAGCUUUGGGCAGAACGUACUCGACAGGACCUCAAGUAACGCCAGACGAGUUUGCACGGAGGCUUAGCUCCUUGACUGCUAGCAACUUUGCGACCUCGGGGUAUGAGGGUCUUCGGCCUAGGUCUACGCUGAUUGACUACUUCAAGUGCAACCGGGCAGGGAUUCCCGCUUCUAGCAGAGGAAAGGCUGUUAGAAAUCUCACCAAGCUUUCCCUGCCAACAAAGGAUGAGCCUAUUGUUCCGGAGUACCGGCCACAACCCGUAAUUAAGCUCCGCAACCGUGGCUUUGGUGCUCAACUGCUGCUCCGGGAGCAGGGUAGCACACCCCGCCCCGGGCGUGAGCAUCUCGAGUAUCCUGCGUUUGAUUCGAGGGCAAAUACGGCAUCCUUCUGGAGCCGAAGCACUGACGUCCACAUGUGCAACGCGCAUCUGACGCAAGCGAAUACCAUUCCCUUUAGUUUAGCAAGUUGUCACAAUGCCCUAAUGACGGCGAUUGGUGACGAAGAGGGAUUCAUCCGCUUCUUCGACACUACCACAACCCCUUUGGGAGCGGCACCCCGUACAAAGGUUGAUAUUGUCAUCCAGGCCCACGAGAAUGCCAUUAUGGACCUCGCUUUUUCGAACGACGAUCUUCGCUUGGCAAGUGCAUGCGGUGACCGCUCCGGUAAAAUCUUCGAUGUCAUGUCGCAGACGGUUGCUGUGGAAUUGAAUGGUGGUCACUUCCAAUCGAUGCGCCGUGUCGAAUUUCAACCUGGCCAGGCCAAUGGAAACGUCGUGGCCACGUCGGACCGCGACGGAAAGAUUCAGAUCUGGGAUCUGCGAUGUUCCAUGGCCCCGGCUGCUGCCUUCUCCACUCGCGGCCCGGAAGGUAUCGUGCACCGCGAUAGAGACCGCAACCCCCUAUGGGCCCGAACGACCAACACCCUUGACAAUGCUCAUGAUCGUACAAUCCAUGGAGUUACAUCACCGGCAUCCGUCACGGCGCUGCAGUACAUGCCGGAGGGUCGUGAGCACUUGCUUCUCUCCGCCUCGGAAGCAAAUGCCUGUAUCAAGCUGUGGGAUACGCGAUACAUUACCCCGCGCAACAAAGAGGCCGUCCCCCUAGCGGUGACCGCCGAACCGGCAACCCAUCGCUGGCGGCCCUAUGGUCUUACGUCCCUCGCCUUGAGCAGUGACGCAGCCCGCCUGUACGCAGUGUGCAAGGACAGUACCGUCUACGCGUACUCGACCUCGCACCUCAUGCUUGGCCAUGCCCCUGAACUUUCCGUUCGGCCUCCGCGUCAAAGGGCUGGUUCUGCUGUCCAGGGUUUGGCCCCCUUGUACGGCUUCAAGCACGACCUUUUCCACGUUAAGAGCUUCUACGUGCGCGGAGCUCUCCGCCCUGUAUCGGCUUCCGGCAACGAGCUUCUCGCCGUCGGUAGCACCGAUAAGUGCGCGGUCGUCUUUCCCACCGACGAGCGCGCCAUGCGGGAGUACUGGGACACGCAGAGUCAUCUUCCGGGAACGGAAACCAUGUCCACCUCGUCAAGCGCAACUACAUCCUCGUCCCACGCAAAGUCUGUCAACGCUGGCGGAACCCAGGUGCCCAUCGUUCGCAAUGGCACGCCCCUCAUCCGCGGUCACCGCCGCGAGGUGACGGGUCUCAGCUGGUCCAACGAGGGUAAGCUCGUGACCAUCUCGGACGACUACAUGGUGCGCCACUGGCAAGAGGGCAACGACGACGGCAGCCGUGGUGGUGGCCGCGACGCGUGGGAGCUGCGCACUGGAGGCGAGUUUGGCGGCAACCGCCACAUGGCUGGCUGGGCUGACGUCGCAGACGACUGGGACGAGGACUGCGACUCGCACUCUGAGUGUUGAUCCGAAGAACUCAACAAAAACAAAUCCAAAAGAGAAUAAAGGUGAGAAAAGAAG